Molecule: messenger RNA, 1960 nt
Organism: Plutella xylostella (diamondback moth)
Lineage: Eukaryota; Metazoa; Arthropoda; Insecta; Lepidoptera; Plutellidae
Product: beta-alanine transporter
Biological process (GO): transmembrane transport
Cellular component (GO): membrane
Molecular function (GO): transmembrane transporter activity
Source: RefSeq, a predicted model, not a curated record
CGCACUCAUCUAGCAGACGCGAUGUGCUGCGCGGGCGCACAAUAACUGCUGUUUUGAGCUGCUGUGGAUUUGUUUACAUGACCUGAAUCUGGGAGUUACGAAACAACAAUGGACUUCGACGCAAUCCUAGAAGACGUCGGCACGUUCGGCCGCUACCAGAAGCUGGUGAUCUACUUCAUCCUGCUGCCGGCGGUGAUCCCGUGUGGAUUCCAUGCUUACUCGCAGCUCUUCAUGGCCGGAGAGACCAAGCACUGGUGUCGCGUGCCCGAGCUGGAGGGAGCUGCUGAUCAAGAGCUUGUUAAGAACUUGAGCAUUCCCCUCGAGCUCCGCGGCGAAGAGCUCCAAUACUCCCAAUGCAGCAUGUACCAGCUCAACUACAGCGCGCUGCUGCGCGGCGGCGGCGUGGAGGCGGCGCUGGCGCGGGGCGCGCGCGGGGCCGCGGGGCCGUGCCGGCACGGGUGGCUGCACGACCGGACAGUGUACCGGGAGACUGUCGUUACUGAGUGGGACCUAGUCUGCGACAAAGACUUCUACGCCACGCUCGGGCUGGUCCUCCUGGCUGUCGGGGGCAUCGUGGGGAACUACAUCUUCGGCUACGUCCAGGACACCCUCGGAAGGAAACCAGCCUUCUUCAUCUAUUUACUCAUUGAGUGUGUUUUCGGAGUGGCCACAGCUUUCGCCCAGAAUUAUGUGGUCUGGCUGAUCUUUAGGAUAGGAGUCGGGUUCACAGUCCCUGCUAUUAUGGCUACCCCUUAUGUGUUGGCAAUAGAACUCGUUGGACCUCGCCACCGCACCCUGUGCACGAUCCUAUCCAACAUCGCAUACUCUUUGGGUCUAAUCAUGUUGUCCGGAGUGGUCUACCUCAUCCGGGACUGGAGGAACCUGGCUCUGACUACCACUCUGCCUUUCGUAUGCUUCUUCCUGUACCUCUGGCCGAUGCCUGAAAGCCCCAGAUGGCUGCUGGCAAGAGGGCAGUUUGAAAAGGCUGAAGCGAUUUUGAAGAAUAUGGCUAGGAUAAAUGGAAAAUCCCUGCCAGCAAACUACAUGGUGCACCUCCGUCGCAAAUACGAAUCGGACAAAGCCAAGCACGAGUUAGAGAAAGAGAAGACUCGUAAAUACGGCAUCUUAGACCUAUUCCGGACCCCAAACCUUCGCAAGAAGACCAUCAUAAUCACUUUCAUCUGGUUCACUAACACCAGUGUGUACGUCGGGCUGUCGUAUUAUGCUCCUGUGUUGGGAGGGGACGAGUUCUUGAACUUUUUCCUGGCAGGUUUAGUGGAAUUGCCCACGUAUUUGUUCCUGUGGCCAGCCAUGGAGCGGCUGGGUCGGCGGUGGACGCUGUGCAUGAGCAUGGUGGUCGGCGGCGUCGCUUGUUUGACCACCUUUCUGGUGCAGCAUGAAACCUACGUGACCCUAGCUCUGUACUGCAUUGGCAAGAUGGGCAUAUCAUCGUCAUUUGUGGUGCUUCCCCUCAUGGCCUCGGAAUUAUACCCCACGGUGGUGCGCGGCCUCGGCAUGAGCUUGAGCUCUGUACUCGGGAUGUUGGGCCCGAUAUUCAUACCGCUUGUCAACUAUUUGGGAUCCGACAUAAUGGUUCUACCUCUGAUCAUAAUGGGAGCUUUAUUAGUAGCCGGUGGCAUAGCCAGCUUACUACUACCAGAGACUUUGAACCAACAUCUACCACAAACCCUAGAGGACGGAGAGAAAAUGGGCCUCGACACGGAAUUCUGCUGCAUACCGCCAGUAAGGGAAACUAAACCAAACGGCAAUGGCAACACGGGUGAUAUUGGCUCGGCAGAUUGCACUGGAUGUAACACUUUAUGUAGUUGUCAAAUGGUCAGCGUCUCAUUGGUGGAAACUGUGACUACGGCAGAAAGAGACGGCGAUAAAGUUGAGUUUGUUGUAAAAUAAAUUGUAUUUAUGGGAUUAUAAGGUAUAUUUUAUUAAUUUUAACUUUUUA